Scylla paramamosain (green mud crab) is the source of this 3360-nucleotide messenger RNA. RefSeq lists its product as uncharacterized. NCBI's taxonomy places the organism in Eukaryota, Metazoa, Arthropoda, Malacostraca, Decapoda, Portunidae. The record is from RefSeq and is a predicted model, not a curated record. Gene Ontology annotation, biological process: proteolysis; DNA integration. The transcript has 3 exons. The coding region runs from base 1 to 3360 and encodes 1119 amino acids. Gene Ontology annotation, molecular function: zinc ion binding; aspartic-type endopeptidase activity; nucleic acid binding.
AUGGCUGCUAGACGUGUUGAGAUGUUCCUUCUGUCGAGAAGUGUGCAUGAUCUGUACACACUAACCAAGGAGGAAUUAUGUUCAGUGGCUGAGAGGUUUCAAGUGGAGUUGAAAUCCAAGAAAAAGGAGGAAAUGCAGGCGGAGUUGAAAAAUGCUCUUGUGGAGAGGAGCUGGUUUGAAAAUGAUGGUGGUGAAAGUGAGGAUAAUGAUGAGGAGAGUGUAGGGGAAGGUGCUGGGGUCGGUGAGAUAAACCUGGGUGCUUUUGGUGGAACAGAUGGCCUUUCUAGUAGUGAAAAAUUUGAGUUAAUGAAACUUCAAAUACAGAUGCAGAAGGAACAGAAACAGGCAGGAAAUGGUGCUCAAGGCAACGGGGAUUUAGAGAGAAGGGCCAUCAGUAUGCCUAACUUUGUGGAAGGGGAGGAAGAAAACUUCUUUUUUCAAUUUGAAAAAGCUGCAAAGAUGAUGGGAUGGGAUGAAAAUGAUUGGGCAAUAAUAGUCCAGUCUAAAUUUGAGGGAAGGGCCCGAGCGGUAUAUGUGAAUUUGAGUGAGCAAGAGGCGCGUGAUUAUGAAGUGGUAAAGGAAGCGGUGUUGGGAUCAACCCUUCUAUGUCCGGAUGUGUACCGGGAAAGGUUCCGCAGGACGACAAAACGCCCAGGUGAUACUUAUCUCGGGAUGGCUCGAGAGGUUAUCCUUAAACUGGAUCGGUGGCUGAAGGCCGAGGAAGCCACUACGCUUGAAGAGGUAAAAGGAGUUAUACAGAUGGAACAAUUUAUGAGCCAAAUGCCCCUCAGUGUAAGAUGUGAGCUCGCAUCACACGACGUGAAAGACGUGAUGGAAGCCGGACGCAGAGCUGACAAGUACUGUGCGGUCCGUGGGAUGAACGGAGAUGAACACCAUGAAGGGAGAAAGCCAUUCUCCAGCAGAAAUGAUGGUCAUCAGAGAUAUAAGAAUGACAGUCAGAUGAGCUCGACAUCAGUCCACAGAUCAAACCAGCCCCGCCCUAACAACUAUAGUUUUCCCCACACUUACACCAUGCCCCCGCCAGCCGACCACAACAUGAGGUCUGCGCCCUAUGGGAGUAGGCCCAGGAGCACUACCUAUUACCAGAAGGGUAGUGGGGAUGAAGGUGCAGUUAAGUGCCUUGGAUGUGGAAGUAGUGGGCAUAGGAAGUACCAGUGUCCGAAGGGACGGCCGAAGCCAGUGGGAGCAGUUGCCGCCCAAAGAGACCUGAUAAAGUAUGUGGAGAAUAUGAAUGCAGAGAUACAAGAGGAGCCGCCGAAAGAUGAGGGCUUUGAGCACUUCACCAGUAAGGGCACAGUGAAAGUGGAGGGAAGCCCAGAGAAGGUGAUCAGAAUCCUUCGGGAUACGGGAGCUAACCAGAGUCUGAUCUUAAGUAGUGUACUCCCAUGGAAUGAGGAGACCAGCACUGGCAGAGAGGUCUCAUGCAAGGGUGCAGGAGGCAAGUUCAGUAUUCCCCUGCACAAGGUUUGGCUGGACUGUGGAUACGUCACUGGAGAGGUGACGGUGGGAGUGAAGGAGGCACUGCCCGUAGAUGGAGUGGAUAUGCUGGUUGGGAACGACCUGGCUGGAGGUCGAGUUAUCCCUAAACUUCAGAUGGUAGACAACCCUCUGAUAGGGAUGACGGAAACCACCACUCCAGCAGCAGUCCCUCACUCAACAGAUGGGGAGGCAGAGGUGCCUGAAUUGUUCCCAGUCUGCGCAGUGACCCGAGCGAUGGCCCGGAAAGAACGCAUGGACGCCGAGGGAGCAACGCAGGAGGACGAAGGCCUGGGCGUUCUGUUUGAGGAACCUGAUGAAAAAGGAACUAACCCGGAGUGCGCGAGUGGUGGACCGGUUGUAGGUCAGGUGGGGCCCAACCUUGAUUUUCUGGUAGAAAAGAACGAGUUGAUAAAAGUUCAGGAGAGUGAUGAAAGCUUGAAGUCUGCUUGGAAUGAGGCUAACAGGCUGGGUGAGCUUGACAAUGAGUACGUGGGCUACUACGUGAAUAACGGGGUAUUAAUGAGAAGUUGGAGGCCCCUGACAGCCCCAACCUCCGAUCACUGGAUGGUAAAAAGGCAGAUUGUGGUGCCAUGGGUGUAUAGGAAGAAAAUUUUGGAGAUGGCACACGAAGGUAAUCUGGCAGGACACCUGGGGGUCAGAAAAACCCUAGGAAAGAUCCUGUGUCAUUUUUACUGGCCCAGAGUGAGAGGUGAUGUGAAAGAGUUUUGUAAAACUUGUGGUUUGUGUCAGAAGGUGGGCAAGCCGAACCAGGUGAUUCGCCCUGCCCCCCUUCACCCUAUACCUGUGGUCGAGGAACCAUUCAGUAAGGUGGUGAUAGACUGUGUAGGUCCUUUACCAAGGACCCGGAGGGGGAACCAGUACUUGCUGACUAUUAUGUGUAUGUCAUCCAGGUUUCCUGAGGCCAUUCCCCUCAGGAGUAUAAACUCUAAAAACAUUGUGAGGGAACUGGUGAAAUUUUUCUCCUGGGUGGGAAUCCCUAAGGUGUUGCAGUCAGACCAGGGAAGUAAUUUCACUUCUCGUGCGUUCAAGGAAAUCCUAAGGGGUCUAAAGAUUGAACAGAGACUGUCGAGUGCUUAUCACCCUCAGUCUCAGGGUUGUGUAGAAAGAUUUCACCAAACUCUCAAAAACACUCUCAGGAUGUAUUGUGAGGAGAUGAGUGUUCAGUGGGAUGAGGCAUUGCCACUAGCCUUAUUCGCGUUAAGGGACAGUGUGCAGGAGUCAACUGGUUUCAGCCCAUUUGAGUUAGUGUAUGGCCAUGAGGUGAACGGUCCUUUAAGGAUGGUGAAAGAAAAAUGGUUAGGAGUAGAGGAGCCUCAUACUGUGGUGAAAUAUGUAUCUGAUUUCAAGGACAGAUUGAUGAGAGCUAGGGAAAUUGCUCGGGAAAAUCUGAAAAAUAGUCAGAGUGAAAUGAAAGGCUGGUAUGACAAGAAGGCGAGGGCCAGAUCUUUCCAGCCUGGGGACAAGGUCUUGGUUCUUUUCCCAUUGCAGGGUGAUCCUUUCAAAGCCAGGUUCAGCGGGCCUUGGGAGAUUGAGAGAAAAAUGAGUGAUGUAAAUUACAUUGUAAAAACUCCAGGGAGGAAGAAAAAGAACCAGUUGUGUCAUGUAAACAUGCUGAAGCCAUUUCACGAAAGGGACAGAGAAAAUGGAGAUGAUGUAGCAGGAGGAGUAAGAGCUGUGAGUGUUGUAAAUGUAACCACUGAGGCGGAGGAGAAGUGGGCUGAAGUGAAAGAUGCCAGUCAGAAUGGUGACUAUAACUUAGAGAUUCACCAUGUGAAAGGCAGUGAGAAUAUUAUUGCUGAUGCCUUGUCCCGUGCACCACCUAGUCGUGAGGCAUCCUAA